This is a messenger RNA of Arachis duranensis, 2402 nucleotides long. Its product is annotated as protein BONZAI 1. Gene Ontology annotation, biological process: cellular response to calcium ion. Gene Ontology annotation, cellular component: plasma membrane. Gene Ontology annotation, molecular function: calcium-dependent phospholipid binding. Lineage: Eukaryota; Viridiplantae; Streptophyta; Magnoliopsida; Fabales; Fabaceae. The record is from RefSeq and is a predicted model, not a curated record.
AAAGAGCAAAGAGAGCGACAAAAAGAUAGGAAUCAAUGGAAAUGAAAAUAUGAAGUCUUUUACUAAUAAUUUGAAGUCUUCGCUUGUGAAAAUUCUUAUUCUUUUCCAAGGAAGGUAAAGCAGACAUAAAUAACAAAACCGCGUUUUGGUACCCCCACAGCUUUAUAUAAUGUAAAGUCCAAAGCGAGCACUGCCACUGAGGAGUGAGGAAGGGUUCUGGAAAUAACCGAGGAAGAAGCUAACAAAGUUCAUAGAUAUUUAUUUGAUUGGCAAGUGGCAACUAACAAAGUAGAUAAACAAGGAACAGCAACAGGAUUAGGAUUAUUCCAUUCAUUCAUUGUUCAAUUCAAUUUCAGUCUCCGAUGGGAAACUGCUUCUCCGACGUCCCCGGUGGCCGUGCUGCCAUCGGGGGAACUGCCCGAGGCCUCCUCAACGCCAUCGACGCUCCCAACGACGCUGUUGACAACUUCCAGUGAUCCAAUGAUGGUUCUUUAUACAAGAGGGAAACAUGGAGCACUUGAGGAAAUCGGCCGUACUGAAGUAGUUCUGAAUUCUUUGGAUCCUAAGUGGAUUACUAAACACUUAAUCAUGUAUCAUUUCGAGGUUGUUCAGUUUUUAGUGUUUCGAGUGUACGACAUUGAUACUCAGUUUCACAAUUUGGAUGUGAAGAUGCUUAAGCUAGAAGAGCAACAAUUUCUAGGUGAGGCAACUUGUGCAUUAUCGGAGAUAAUUAUAAAGUCUGAUCGAUCAUUGGCAUUAGAGCUACGUAGAGAAGAUCCUAUCAGAUCUAUGCAUUCCCAAAAUUGCGGGAAGCUCUUGGUGCAUGCAGAGGAAUGUGUUGGCUCAAAGACUACCGUAGAGAUGAUAUUUAGGUGCUCAGAUUUGGAAAAUAGGGAUCUCUUCUCAAAAAGUGAUCCCUUUUUGAUAAUAUCAAAACUUGUGGAAGGUGGUACCCAUAUUCCAAUUUGUAAAACAGAAGUUAUAAAGAAUGAUCUCAGCCCACAGUGGAAGCCAGUGUUCUUAAACAUUCAACAAGUAGGAGGCAAGGACAAUCCUUUGAUACUAGAGUGUUAUAACUUCAAUACCAAUGGCAAACAUGAUUUGAUAGGAAAAGUGCAAAAGUCUUUGGCAGAGUUGGAGAAGCUUCAUGCUAGUGGUCAAGGGGAAACUUUAUUUUUGCCUACUGGUGGUGGUCAUAAUUCUCAUAACAAGGUAUUAAAGAGCCGGGUAUAUCUGGACAAAUUUUCUGAAAGUGUCCAAUAUAGUUUCCUUGAUUACUUGUCUGCGGGUUUUGAAUUGAACUUCAUGGUGGCCAUUGAUUUUACAGCUUCAAAUGGGAAUCCACGCCUUCCAGAUUCUUUGCAUUAUAUUGAUCCUUCAGGACGGCCAAAUGCAUACCAGAAGGCAAUUGUUGAGGUUGGAGAGGUGCUACAGUUUUAUGAUUCAGACAAACGAUUUCCUACAUGGGGAUUUGGUGCCCGACCAAUUGAUGGUCCUGUUUCCCAUUGUUUUAACCUCAAUGGAAGCAGUCACUAUUGUGAGGUGGAAGGGAUCCAAGGAAUUAUGAUGGCAUACACAAGUGCCCUGCUUAAUGUUUCUCUUGCGGGACCAACUCUUUUUGGACCUGUCAUAAGCAAUGCUGCACUUAUUGCCAGCCAAUCUGUAGCAACUGGUGCAAGAAAGUAUUUUGUUUUGUUGAUAAUCACAGAUGGAGUGGUGACAGAUCUCCAAGAAACAAAAGAUGCCCUUGUUAAAGCCUCUGACCUACCAUUAUCAAUCCUUAUCGUUGGAGUUGGAGGAGCUGAUUUCAAAGAAAUGGAGAUUUUAGAUGCUGACAAGGGAGAGAGACUCGAAAGUUCAUUCGGACGUGUUGCUUCACGUGAUAUAGUCCAGUUUGUUCCAUUUCGAGAUGUUCAAAGUGGAGAAAUUUCAGUAGUUCAAGCACUUCUAGCAGAAUUACCUACUCAAUUUUUAUCGUACAUGAGAAACAGGAAUAUCCAACCGACUCUCUAAGGCAUGUAAAGGGGAACCAUUUUCAAACUACAUAGUAAAACGUUCUAUCCAUUGAUCGUUGUGCCAUUUCAAGGCCCUCACAGUAUAUUAAAUUGAAAUUUGGCUAAAGGGUGCAAACUCGCGCUUUGUGCUGAAUGCUCAUUUAAUUGAAGGUCAAGAAGGGUUUGCUAGCCAACUGCAUUUAUCUAAGAUUGGUAUCUGUCUGAGCGAGCUUUAUGGGUAGGAUUUCCUUUCCUUCUUGUACUCAUGCUUUGUGGGUUUUGUGGCAGGUUCGUUCAGAACUACAAAUUGGAGUUUGUUAUCUUCAAGCUCUGGGGAAAAUUUUAGUCGUUCAGUGAACGUUGAAAUCCAAUAAGUGAAAAUAUUUGUGAAUUGAUACUUUGAUGCAA